AUGACUUCUCAAACUAAGAACACUGCCCCCAUCGAGCAUUCCCCAGAGAAAGAGGACCCAGCAGAGGCAUCCUCAUGGACAGCCACCGCUGGUUCCUUCGGCCGCUGGGUCCUGACGCCCAUGGGGUUCGCAAUUACGGUCUACGGCCUCAAUGUAAUUGCAUGGGGUGGGAUGUUAUUCCUACUACUGUGCAACGCCGCUCCGGCAAUGUGCCACCCCAGCUGCAACGAUCUGUACUCCUCGCGCCGGAUCUGGAUCGAGAUCAACUCGCAGAUCCUCAAUGCGCUUUUCUGCGUCACGGGAUUUGGACUUGCGCCCUGGAGGAUUCGGGAUCUCUACCUGUGGUGCCGUUGGCGACUAGGUCGGGGGGCAGGAACCCGGCGGAAGUGGUUCGACCGUCUUGCAGAGAUCCACGCGAAUUGGUUCUACCAGCGUCUCGAGCCAAAUGGGAGUUCUCUACUUACUACUACUCUGGAUAGCCCCUCAGAAGGACGAGGUGCUACGCCUACGCCGAGGUACAAACUACAUGUGGUAAUCUGGGGAAAUGUCCUGAAUACGGUUUUCCAGAUCUGCCUUGCUGCCUGUAUGUGGUCGAUGAAUCGAUUUAACCGGCCAAGUUGGACUACCGGGCUAUUCGUCGGUCUUGCUUGUGUGGCAGCUGGAGUCCCUGGGAUUCUGAUGUGGUUGGAGAAAAAAAGAAUCAAGAAAACCAAUGAGCACCCGGGGGCUCUGUUAUUAAUACCGCGUUCCACACUACUGGGUGUCAAAUCUCACACGGCGGGAUCAGGAAAUGACGCUGUAGAAGCAGCAUGA
Messenger RNA from Aspergillus fischeri NRRL 181, 813 nucleotides. RefSeq names its product DUF2985 domain-containing protein. The transcript has 2 exons. NCBI's taxonomy places the organism in Eukaryota, Fungi, Ascomycota, Eurotiomycetes, Eurotiales, Aspergillaceae. The record is from RefSeq and is a predicted model, not a curated record. The coding region runs from base 1 to 813 and encodes 270 amino acids.